GAGAGCGGGGCGUUGCCUUUGAACGAGCACGACGCCAUGGCAACCAAUCACCACACAACCCCCGGCAAAAACGAGCUGAGCUGAGAAACCAGUUGAGCGAGUUUCGUUACGGUGGUGUGUGUGUGUUUGCUUUAUGCUGCCUAACACACACACUAACACACAUGCAUGAAACCGGGUCGUCACAUCCAUGCUGCUGCUGCUGUUGCUGCUGAUCCCAUGAGCCAUGGGCAAUAAGCUGAGCUGUGACUAGAGCGCCGGCAGUUUAUGCAGUGGCCUCGUAGCUGUAACAACGUCGUCGCUCGCCUCAACGCCGUUGCUCGUUGUUCGUUGUUCGUUGUUGUCGUCGUAGUUUGAGUUUGAAGUUCUCGCCUCGAACUCUCGCAUCAGCAUCAUCGCCGGCCAGAGAGCCGGAGAUAUUAUAACGGGGAGUCUCAGAACCGUCUGCUGUUGUUAUCGCGCCACGCGUUUCGCGUUUCACGCCGCUUCUUUGAUAAGCAGACCGCUGCGAGUUUUUAGCGUCGGCGAACCACAAGAAUUCAAUUAACAAAUCAAACGUAUGACAACAAAAAGUUAUAACAAAUUACUAAGCCCAGUGAACAAUUUUCAAAAUUUCAUAUGUGCUAAUCAAUAAAAAGUGUGUUGCAAACGCAAAACGAGUGCGUAGCUAUAUUCAUCAUACUCAUACUCACAAUCACACUCAUACUCGUAUUCGUAUUCGUAUUCGCACUUAUGCAAUUAAUUUGCAUGCAUUUGGUGGCAUCGGUUGGACGCUUGACAAACUGAUUGUCAAGUUGUCACAAAAAAGAAAGAAAGAAGAAAACAUUACGCAUCCAGCGUCCAGCAACAAGUGAUUUAUCAUCUAUCUAUCGCCAAAAAGCUGGCUGAAGAAUUUUGUGCAAAAGACUUGGAUUAAAAAUCGCCAAAAUUGUGGAGGCAAUUAAAAUGAAGACUGAGCUGCGUUCCUGCGCAGCGUGCGGCGAGCCAAUCUCGGAUCGAUUCUUCCUCGAGGUUGGCGGCUGCUCGUGGCACGCCCAUUGCCUCAGAUGUUGCAUGUGCAUGUGCCCGCUGGAUCGUCAACAGUCGUGCUUCAUCCGGGAACGUCAGGUCUACUGCAAGGCCGAUUACAGCAAAAAUUUCGGCGCCAAGUGCUCGAAAUGCUGUCGCGGCAUCUCCGCCUCGGAUUGGGUGCGACGUGCCCGAGAUUUGGUAUUCCAUUUGGCCUGCUUUGCCUGCGAUCAAUGCGGUCGCCAGUUGUCCACUGGCGAGCAAUUUGCGCUCAUGGAUGACCGUGUGCUCUGCAAGGCUCAUUAUCUUGAAACGGUCGAGGGUGGCACCACAUCAAGUGACGAUGGCUGUGAUGGUGAUGGUUAUCACAAGAGUAAAACGAAACGCGUACGCACCACAUUCACCGAGGAGCAAUUGCAAGUGCUGCAGGCCAACUUUCAGAUUGACAGUAAUCCGGAUGGCCAGGAUUUGGAGCGCAUUGCCUCAGUAACUGGUCUGAGCAAGCGUGUGACGCAAGUUUGGUUUCAGAAUUCGCGUGCGCGUCAAAAAAAACACAUACAUGCUGGUAAGAAUAAAAUACGCGAACCGGAAGGAAGCUCAUUUGCGCGUCAUAUUAACCUGCAGUUAACGUACUCAUUUCAGAAUAACGCACAGAAUCCCAUGCAUAUGAAUGGCACCAAGGGAGCCCUCUAUCCAGCGCAUGAAUCCAUGGAUGAGCUGUCACAAGACUCGAGCGUCCAUUGCAUGCCCAGCGAGGUGUGACUGGAGCAGUCCUCGCCAGCGCGUGCUCAUCGCUAGCACUCGAUGAUGAUCUACAUCAUCGGCUAGCAUGACAAUUGUCGUCGCUGUCGUCGCAAGAGCAAAAAGCAAACAAAACAAAACAAAAAAACAAGCAAAACACGUCCUUUCCUAGUCAAAAUUUUAUGUAAAGCGUCGUCGCUCAUAUGAAAUGCAAAACAAAAACAAAAAAUAUAAAAAAAAAACAAAUUAUACUAUACAAAAAACAUGCAGACACCCACAGAUACACACAAGAAGUCGUUAAAGAAUUACGAGUAUUUAAAACAUAAUCAAAGUCCAUCAAUUAACGCUGUUUGUCCAGAAGAAGCUGAUGCUUUGAGCAUCGGUAAACGAGCCCAGUUCAGCACAUACACACACACACACACCUGUACACACAUAGAUACACACUCAUACAUAGACAUCUCAGCAUACAUUCCUGCAUAGCCCAUAAACCUAAGCAUAGUUUAGUUAAUUUAAUUUAAAUGAAAUUUAAAUUUAAUUUAGUUUAAAUGACUAGUUGUUAAGUGUUUUUCUUCUGCUACUCUCUAUCUCUAUCCCAUCUAUCUCCAUCUCUCUCUCUCACAUUUAGUUGAUAACAAGGAAAAAGAACAUUGCAGCUGCUUGCCAAGGCUUUUUUUUGUAAAAUAUAUUUAUACUUAUUGUAUUGUACUAUAUAUAUGAAGUAUGUCCAACUAUUAUCGUAUCGAAACUAUCAUGUGAAGAGAAACGUUGUUAUUUGUUUAAUUUUCUUGUUUUUUAAAUGUAUAAAAGAAAUACCUAUAUAUGAUAUAUAUACACAGCUACACCUACACACACACAUAUAUAUAUAUAUAUACAUGCAUAUGGAGAAUUAUAUAUGGCAUUUUUGUAAAUAGUUCUAAUAUAGCCGAAAUUGAUAAGCAUCGCAAAUUGAUUAAGCGGAACUAAACAUUUAGUUAACACAAAUUAUAAACAACUACAAUUAAUG
Molecule: messenger RNA, 2749 nt
Organism: Drosophila nasuta
Lineage: Eukaryota; Metazoa; Arthropoda; Insecta; Diptera; Drosophilidae
Gene: Awh
Product: LIM/homeobox protein arrowhead
Exons: 6
Coding region: 943-1767 (274 amino acids)
Biological process (GO): regulation of transcription by RNA polymerase II; neuron differentiation
Cellular component (GO): nucleus
Molecular function (GO): RNA polymerase II transcription regulatory region sequence-specific DNA binding; DNA-binding transcription factor activity, RNA polymerase II-specific
Source: RefSeq, a predicted model, not a curated record